Messenger RNA from Geodia barretti, 1158 nucleotides. Lineage: Eukaryota; Metazoa; Porifera; Demospongiae; Tetractinellida; Geodiidae. The record is from the annotation of a GenBank genome assembly.
GUGGCAAUGAGAGACACACCCCCGCACUCAAGAGUCUCUGUGACACUGAACAAACCAAACAGCGCGAUGCAAGUGUGGCAGGCUUCAGCUGCGUUCGUACUCUUCUCCUGUAUGACCACUAGUCUGGUGCUUGGCCAGGGUAUCACGGUACGUCUGGUGAACAACGUGACCAGUGGGCUAGGCAGUCAGUACGAGGGACGUGUGGAGAUCUACAGGAAUGGCACGUGGGGCACGGUCUGCAGUGUCGGCUGGGACUUGGAGGAUGCCAACGUCGCCUGCGUCGUGGCUGGAUUUGAAACAGCCGUUCGACCUGUCACUGACGGUUUCUAUGGACCAGGAGGAAGUGGGUUGCCGAUAAUCCUGGAGAAUUCCCCGUGCGCUGGGACUGAGACGAGUCUCGCCGACUGCCCCGGAAUAACGUGGGACAGCGUGGGGUCAGAGUGCACUCACGAGAGUGAUGCUGGAGUCGUGUGUACAGAUGACUUUGCUGUUCGCCUGGUGGAUGGCCCAAAUCCCCACACUGGCAGAGUGGAGGUCUACCAUUCUGACCAGUGGGGCACCAUCUGUGAUCAUGGCUUUGACUUUCUCGAUGCAGACGUGGUAUGUCAUGAACUGGGCUACCCUGGAGUUGACAGCUUUCAACGGAAUAACCCCUAUCCUGGGGCAAGUGGACCAGUCUGGAUGCACUACCUGCAGUGCAAUGGUUCCGAGGCGUCCAUUGCGCAGUGUCCAUUUGAUGGAUGGGGUUCUUCCUGUGGCCACUAUGAAGAUGUCGGUGUUAUGUGCCUACCAGCUGAUCAUGGAGAUGCUCCCUAUUACCCAAUACGACUCAACAAUGGGACAGCCACUAGCAACACCACCGGAGGACAGCUCCGGCACGGCAGAGUGGAGGUCUACAUCAACGAUACCUGGGGCACCAUUUGUAACUACGGCUGGGGCAUCGAGGAUGCAGAUCUGGCCUGCAGACAAUUAGGGUUUUUCGGGGCCCUGUUUUCAUCCAGUCAGUCAGGGUAUCCAGUGGACACCAACGACUCGGUGCCCAUCUACUGGUCCCAGGUGUUGUGCCACGGGGAUGAGCUGUCUCUCUCCGAGUGUCACCGCAGUACACAAUAUUACUGCUACCACUACCAUGAUGCCACCGUCUUCUGUGCAGGUGUU